AUGCCUCCGAAAAGAUUCUCGCUUGAUGAAAAAGCCGAGAUUGCGAAGCACAUCGAUCUCGAGCAAGAUGUCCCAUCAACACCCCAAUGGCGUGCGCAGGAAAGGAAGGUCGUGAAGAAAUUGGACAUGACUCUGAUGCCAACGGUUUGGAUCUUAUAUCUAUUCAAUUACUUGGACAGGAACAAUAUUGCUCAAGCAAGGCUCAAUUCUUUCGAAGAGGAUCUUGGCCUCGUCGGCAACAAUUUCAACACGGCAGUGUCGAUAUUGAAUGUUGGCUACAUGCUUGCCCAACUGCCCUACAACAUGAUACUUACACGCGUCCGACCACACUUAUAUCUUCCACUUUGUGCAGCACUGUGGUCUUGUGUCUCGGCGUCAACGGCAGCAACUCAUAGCUAUAAUGGCUUGAUCGCUGUCCGUUUUGUUCUCGGUAUCGUUGAGGCCCCUUUCUUUCCCGGCGCCUUUUAUGUCAUGUCCUGUUGGUACACUCGCAAAGAGCUUGCUCUUCGUACUGCGGUCCUCUACUCGGGACUUGUGCUGGCCACAGCAUUCUCCGGCCUCAUUGCCGCUGGCGUGUUUGCGGGACUUGAUGGGGUUUCUGGUCUCCCUGGUUGGAGAUGGCUAUUCAUCCUGGAGGGCGCCGGAAGCUUCGCCGCCGCCGUGAUCGCCAUGUUCGUCAUGCCUGACUAUCCCGAGUCGAAGACUGGAAGCGGCAAAUGGUUGUUCUCGGAGGAAGAGCGGAAAUUCGCAGCCGGACGCAUUGCACGUGAUCGCGUAUCUCAGCCAGAGGCUGACAGGUCAGUCUGGUACGGACUGAGGCUCGCUGCGAAGGACUACAGGACCUGGGCUUUUUCCUUCCUCCCACUUGGAAGGGUAAUUGUCACUCAUCUGCGCUUACCAGGAUUUAACAAUUUCUACCCAUCCAUUGUCAAAGGAUUCCAUCUGGGAUCUACUACCAAGACACUGUUGCUCACAGCACCUCCAUAUCUCAUCGGUGCCGCUGUCUCGUUCCUGGUCGCUUAUUCGUCGGAUCACCGCAAGGAGAGAGGUUUCCAUAUCUCAGUACCAAUGGCAGUCGCGAUGAUUGGCUUCAUCAUCUCUGUCGCGACCCUGAAUGUGCCAGCGCGCUAUUUCGCCUCAUUCCUAUAUACUUCCGGCUGCUUUUCUGCCAAUGCGAUGGUGUACACCUGGGCAGCAUCCACACUCAAUCAAACACCAGAGAAAAGAGCCUGCGCGACCGCGAUGAUCAAUCUUCUCAGCCAACUGGGCAAUAUUUGGAGUCCUUACUUCUUCCCAGCAUCUGAUGCACCGAGGUAUACCAUGGCGAUGUUGUUGAUGCUUGGGUUCUCAGUGAUUAGUAUCGGCUGCUGCGUUGUUAUGAAAAUGAGCUUGCGGAGGAGUAAUGAGAAGUUGAGGGAGGAGGCUGAGGAGUCGGGAAGAGAGGUUGUGCUUUUCACCUUGUGA
Messenger RNA from Cladophialophora yegresii CBS 114405, 1464 nucleotides. RefSeq lists its product as uncharacterized. Gene Ontology annotation, biological process: transmembrane transport. The record is from RefSeq and is a predicted model, not a curated record. Gene Ontology annotation, molecular function: transmembrane transporter activity. Lineage: Eukaryota; Fungi; Ascomycota; Eurotiomycetes; Chaetothyriales; Herpotrichiellaceae. The coding region runs from base 1 to 1464 and encodes 487 amino acids. Gene Ontology annotation, cellular component: membrane. The transcript has 7 exons.